Molecule: messenger RNA, 1264 nt
Organism: Opisthorchis viverrini
Lineage: Eukaryota; Metazoa; Platyhelminthes; Trematoda; Opisthorchiida; Opisthorchiidae
Exons: 5
Coding region: 29-1186 (385 amino acids)
Molecular function (GO): amino acid kinase activity
Source: RefSeq, a predicted model, not a curated record
GCCACAGCUGCAGCUCUGAACUGGAACAAUGAGCAACGUGAAGCCGUUUGUCUCGGUUGAAGAUGUGCGCAAUAUCGUGGAAAGGUACUAUGACAUUGUGGCCCAACAGGUGGAUGAACUUGUCUCGUACGAUGAUCGCAACUUUCGGAUUCAAACGAAAAGUGAACCGGGUACCACCAGCAAUGACGGCACAGUCUAUCUGCUCAAAAUCUCCGGGUUUUUGGAGCAGAAAAGCGAGGAAAUUUUGGCCAUCCAUAAUGGGAUUAUGCAAUAUCUACAUGAUCAGGGACUGCUGGUGCAAAGACCGCUUCUGUCAGUGAACCAAAGGACCGUGGAAACCAUUGAUCUCCCCACUUCUCACUCUGAUCCAGUUCAUCGGCGAUGCCACACAAUGCGAAUGUUGACCUACAUUCCUGGACAGACGUGGUCCAGUUUAACUCCUCUACAGCCAGAAGUCUACUUUGAAAUGGGACGAUUUUUGGCCAGACUUCAGAAGCAUUUAAGAGAGCAUUAUUCAACUUGGAACAAACCAGUGAAAGAACAUCUUUGGACACUGUCAAACGCCCCUCAGGCAUUGCAGUACUUGAAUACAAUCGAAGACGAUCAGAAACGCCAGUUGAGUCAGCGGGUUCUGAAUCAUUUCCUUAGCCAUUAUGGGGAACGAUUGCCUGUGACAUCGUGGACACCUGGGAUACAGGAUGCAGAAUUUCCUAUAAGCUUAAUUCACGGGGAUCCAAACGAUCUGAAUAUCAUCAUGAGAGCGAUUCCAAGGAUAGACUCUACGGAACAAGAAUUCGAGUUUGGCAUUCUGGACUGGGAAGACUGCAGUGUUUCCCGACGCAUCUAUGACCUUGCCCUUAUGCUCAUGUACGCAAUGUGUACCGAGGGUCCGUGCUCCGCGGCCCGAUUCGCUGAGCUUGGUGCUGCAAUCAUACGUGGAUUCAAUACCGAGGCCCGAGACUACGGAAUGCCCAUUACCGAUGCGGAAACGCAAGCCUUACCAGCGCUGGUUGCGGUUCGUUUUGCUCAAUCCCUAAUCAUGGGCCACUAUACGGCAUUUGUAUCUAAUCCAGGCGAUCAGUAUACCCUGACAACCGCCAAACAAGGUGGCUGGGAGAAAUUGCAAUCUUUGUGGAUUGAUGACAAGGAAAUCUACAGCACAGAGUGGAAAAAAGCAACUUGUUGAUGCGCUGCUAUUAACUUUCUUCAUAAAUUCAACUCGUUUUUGAGAGAUGAAUCCCCGAAAUAUAGUAAUCUAACGUGU